Molecule: messenger RNA, 1662 nt
Organism: Nannospalax galili (Upper Galilee mountains blind mole rat)
Lineage: Eukaryota; Metazoa; Chordata; Mammalia; Rodentia; Spalacidae
Gene: Nsun6
Product: NOP2/Sun RNA methyltransferase 6
Exons: 11
Coding region: 221-1648 (475 amino acids)
Biological process (GO): RNA methylation
Molecular function (GO): RNA binding; methyltransferase activity
Source: RefSeq, a predicted model, not a curated record
AGCAACUCCCCUCCCCCGUAAGCAUCCCCCCCACCCCCAGCAGAGUGGCGGAGCCAGGAGCCGUGGCGCAUCUACACACCUGGAACUCUGGCCCAGUCUUGCAACCAGAACUGAACUUGGAACCGCACUUUGUGCUUUGGCUAUUAGGACUCGGUUCGCUGGAAUUAAGAAAAAAACGCCUCUUCUCAACCCUUUUCUUGGAGAAUUUAAACAAAAAAAGAUGUCUGUUUUUCCCAAGAUAUCUUUGAGACCUGAGGUUGAAAACUACCUUAAAGAGAGCUUUGUGAAUAAGGAGGUUGUAUCUGCUUCAAGAAAACAAGAAGCAGAAAGGAAGUUUGAAACUCUGUUAACUAAUUUGUCCCACCCGCCAUCAUUCACAACUGUCAGAGUGAACACUCAUUUGGCCUCAGUCGAGCGUGUGAAAAGCCUGCUGCAUGUGGAACUUCAGAAGUUCAAUGGAUUAAGUGUUCCCAUUCUUCAACAUCCGGACCUUCCAGAUGUCUUACUUAUUCCUGUGAUUGGACCUAGAAGGAAUAUAAAAAAACAACAGUGUGAAGCCAUUGUUGGAGCCCAGUGUGGCAAUGCAGUGAUAAGAGGUGCCCAUGUCUAUGUUCCAGGAAUUGUGUCAGCUCCAAAAUUUAUGAAAGCUGGAGAUGCUGUUUCUGUAUAUUCUGAUAUCAAAGGGAAAUGUAAGAAAGGAGCCAAAGAAUUUGAUGAAAUAAAAAUAUUUCUUGGAAAUGGGAUUUCUGAAGUAAGCCGCAAAGAAAUCUUCAAUGGGCUACCUGAUCUGAGAGGUAUAGGCAUAAGAAUGACAGAGCCUGUGUACCUCAGCCCUUCCUUUGACAGUGUACUACCCGGGUACGUAUUUCUGCAGAAUUUGCCAUCUGCUGUUGUAGCUCAUGUCCUGAAUCCUCAACCUGGAGAGAAGAUUCUAGAUUUGUGUGCAGCACCGGGGGGCAAAACUACACAUAUUGCAGCACUAAUGCGUGAUCAGGGAGAAGUAAUAGCAUUGGAUAAAAUACCCAGUAAAGUAGAAAAAAUAAAGCAGAAUGCCUCCUUGUUAGGGCUGAAUUCUGUCAGGGCAUUUUGCUUUGAUGGAACGAAGGCACUUAAACUUGAUAUCAUUGAUGACACAGAAGGGGCACCUCCAUUCUUACCAGAGUCUUUUGACCGAAUUCUCCUUGAUGCACCCUGCAGUGGAAUGGGGCAGAGACCAAAUAUGGCUUGUACUUGGACUUUGAAGGAAGUGAUGUCGUAUCAGCCACUACAGCGAAAACUCUUUCAUGUGGCAGUUGAGCUCCUGAGGCCAGCGGGAGUGCUGGUUUACAGCACAUGCACGGUAACUCUGGCCGAAAAUGAAGAACAAGUUGCCUGGGCCCUCACAGCCUUCCCGUGCCUUCAGCUCCAAGCCCAGGAACCACGGAUUGGAGGAGAAGGAAUGGUAGGAGCUGGCCUCUCGCCAGAGCAGCUGAAACAGCUGCAGCGGUUUGACCCAUCUGCUGUGCUGUUACAGGACAUGGACACCGAGUCUCUCAGAGACUCCAGAAGAGAAGACAUGAUUCUGCUGGCAAAUAAGGAUUGUAUAGGUUUCUUUAUUGCAAAAUUUCUAAAAUGUAAAAGCACAGGAGAGAAAGCUUCUCAGAAAUGAAAAUUCCAAAAAUU